Anoplophora glabripennis (Asian longhorned beetle) is the source of this 3956-nucleotide messenger RNA. It is a transcript of the gene DAT, whose product is annotated as sodium-dependent dopamine transporter. NCBI's taxonomy places the organism in Eukaryota, Metazoa, Arthropoda, Insecta, Coleoptera, Cerambycidae. Bases 258 to 2060 code for a protein of 600 amino acids. Gene Ontology annotation, biological process: dopamine uptake involved in synaptic transmission; sodium ion transmembrane transport. The record is from RefSeq and is a predicted model, not a curated record. Gene Ontology annotation, molecular function: dopamine:sodium symporter activity. Gene Ontology annotation, cellular component: neuron projection; neuronal cell body membrane; presynaptic membrane. The transcript has 11 exons.
CCGUCGGAGGAUGGCUCCUGCGGACGCAUGCGACGACGACGUCACUUCUUGCGGCCGGUUCGGGCUCCUGCUGCUUGUUGGUCGCGAUCGACGCAGUGAAAAGCACCAAGAAGCUCGCAUGGGCCAGAGCGACUCCAGCUUCACCCUCAUCUACACCCUGUGGCGUUAGAUAGAGAUGCCCAGUAUACCACCCCUUGGACACUGUCUCUACGGCAUUUUCUACCAUCGCCGUCUUCCGUCGUCACCUACAGUGCGGGAUGUCCUGUAAGGAGGCCCCCCAGGGCGCCUGCGAGGUGCCUCUCACCACCACCGAUGAGCGCGAGACUUGGGGCAAGAAAGUGGACUUCCUGUUGUCGGUCAUCGGCUUCGCCGUCGACUUGGCCAACGUCUGGAGGUUCCCCUAUCUCUGCUACAAAAAUGGUGGAGGAGCUUUCUUGGUUCCUUACUGCAUUAUGCUUAUCGUCGGAGGCAUCCCUUUAUUUUACAUGGAGUUGGCUUUAGGACAGUUCAACAGGAAGGGCGCGAUAACUUGUUGGGGGCGGCUGUGCCCGCUGUUUAAGGGAAUAGGUUACGCCGUGGUUCUAAUAGCCUUUUACGUUGAUUUCUACUACAAUGUGAUAAUAGCCUGGGCUCUACGGUUCUUCUUUGCAUCCUUCACCGAUCUACUUCCAUGGACGACAUGCGACAACCCCUGGAACACGCCUAACUGUAGACCCUUUGAUUUUCCAACAACAAACACAACGGAGGCCAACAGAACAGAACUGGGUCUUCCAGAUUCAAGAUUCGCCUCAGCUGCCUCAGAAUACUUUAAUCGGGCGAUUUUGGAGCUGCAUCAGAGCGAAGGCCUUCACGACCUGGGCGCUAUCAAAUGGGACAUAGCUCUGUGCCUCCUGGCGGUCUACGUCAUCUGCUAUUUCUCACUGUGGAAGGGCAUCUCCACUUCCGGGAAGGUGGUGUGGUUCACGGCUCUGUUUCCUUAUGCCGUUCUUCUGAUCCUCCUGGUGAGGGGCAUCACUUUGCCUGGAUCCGCGGAGGGCAUCAAGUACUAUCUGAAUCCCAAUUUCAACGCUAUCGGGUCCGCGGAAGUAUGGGUAGACGCUGCCACUCAGGUAUUUUUUUCUCUGGGCCCUGGAUUUGGUGUCCUUCUAGCUUACGCUUCGUACAAUAAAUACCACAACAAUGUUUAUAAAGAUGCCUUGCUGACUAGCGUCAUUAAUUCAGCAACGAGUUUCAUAGCGGGCUUCGUGAUCUUCUCGGUGUUGGGAUAUAUGGCACACGCGGCAGGUAGGCCGAUACAAGAAGUGGCCACGGAGGGUCCGGGUCUGGUCUUUGUGGUAUACCCUGCAGCUAUAGCCACCAUGCCCGGCAGCAUAUUCUGGGCGCUUAUAUUCUUCAUGAUGCUUCUGACGCUGGGGUUGGACAGUUCGUUUGGCGGGUCGGAAGCGAUAAUAACGGCGCUGAGUGAUGAGUUUCCUAAGAUAGGCCGGCAUAGGGAAAUAUUCGUAGCCUGUUUGUUUUCUCUGUAUUUUAUGGUGGGACUGGCCUCUUGUUCUCAGGGUGGAUUUUAUUUCUUUCACCUCCUGGACAGGUAUGCAGCUGGGUACUCUAUGCUUUUCGCCGUGUUCUUCGAAGCCAUCGCAGUCUCUUGGAUAUACGGCACGCAACGCUUCUGCGACGACAUCCAGGAUAUGAUCGGCUUCAGCCCGGGCUACUACUGGCGGUUCUGUUGGAAAUUCGCCGCCCCUGUUUUCCUGCUGUUCAUCAUCGUGUACGGACUGCUGGGGUACGAGCCGCUCAGCUACGAUAAUUACGUCUACCCCGCGUGGGCCAACGUCUUGGGCUGGAUGAUCGCUGGUUCCUCCGUCAUCAUGAUACCAGCCGUCGCGGUGUACAAGUUUAUAUCGACGCCUGGGUCGUGUCUUAAGAGAUUGAAAACGCUGACAACCCCUUGGAGAGAUACUCAACUAGGGUCCCAAAUCAACGGUAUUGUGCAGUCGGAGAGCAACCAAGUACGUCUCUCGACGCCCGAGACGCCGAACCAGGCGCCUGUCGAGGUGUGAGACAAGAGAACUUUGAAAUUCAAAGAAUACUACGUUUAGACGAACAGUUUUGUAAUAUAUCGUAGGUACCAAGCUUAGUUUUAAGUAUAAUAUUUAAAGACAACGUAUUUUAUAUUACGUAUUAUGAUUAAUAUUACCGUUGUGUACCGUUCGUCUGUACUUAUUCAGAAAACGAGAGAACUAUGGAAGUAUACAAAUAUUUUCCUAAAUUCAGGCCUAGAUUUAGGGAAAUAUAUAUCCACGAGUAGGAUAAAAUGUCAUAUUAACUUAUAAAUGUAAUAUACAAGAGGUUCCAUUAUGCGUGUUUCCGACAAAACUUUCAAGCAUAUUAAUAAAAAUUCGCGUUGCGGUAUUUUGGAACGCCUUGUAUGGGUAAGUUGUUAAAAGUCGUGUCAGAUCUACUGAACCUGUAUUGCAGCCAUUGUUGGGUAAUUUCCAAAAUUGUCCAAUAAUAUACGGUUCAGUAAAAGGUGCGAUUUAUUAACGAAACAAUACCGAUAUACAGAAUGCAGGGGUAAUGAUCUUUUCGGCAAAUAACGAUAAUAACUUACGCCCGUUUGCACUGAACUUAAUAAAAUCAUUAUACUCACAUCGUUCGCGUUCGUUAAGCUCAAGUAUGAAAACAGAUGCUUAAAUUUAAGCUUCCGUUUAACACUUACUUAAGAUGUACUUUAUUUUAAGACAUAGUUCGAAUAUGCAUAAUUUAAAAAAGAAAUAGAAAAAUAAAUAUUCGAAUGAGUGACAUAUUUGAUGAUUUUAGAAAUUGUAUAGUCUGCGGUUAUGGGACGGGCUUCCUAGAUUACAUUUUACAUAGUUUGACAUUUCUACACUGGACUAGUUUAAUUUUUACACAAGAUUUCAUAUUACAAAACAGACUUCACUGCAAAUAUUAUCGUUAAUAGAGAGAGGAUCAGUUAGAAUUUAUUAUAUUCAAAAUCAGUAAUUUUACUAUGGUUUUUACUUUUCUAUCUUUAGAUGGAACCAUGAUACGAACUGAAGAAAAAUAAAAAGAACUGAAGGACCUAACAUAAAGCGAAAAAAAUUAUUAGAAGUCACGAGAUUUCUACGCUAUUGUCAGUAUAAAGAUAUACUUUACUAAGUACAGUUUAUGAUUGUUCAAAUCAAGUAUAACUCAGCUUUAAGGUCUUUAUUAAGUUGUUCUUACAAUUAGUAUAAUUUCGGUGCAAACGGGCAUUAGUUAACUUAAUUAUUUAUAUAAAACAUCUCUAUGAGUGCUACAAAUUCUGUAUAUUGUCAAAAUCUUAGUUCGAAUUCGAAUUUUUCAAAGGUGCAGACAGCGACAUGUAGAUAACAACUUAGGAAAUGUAUUAUUUAGCAAUAUUAAACGUAUUCCAGAAUAGCAAAUGUUGUACAGAUACAAUAAUUCUUGUAAUCAUUGUUACCUGCUGAGAAAAAAAAAUAGUUAUAUAGUAUUAACAGUCAUUAACAUGGACGCGAACUUCCCAGCAAGUAAAUAAUUUAAUGUAAAUUUUUGUACUUUGCGAAUACAUCUGCUUUAAUAGAGAAUAUAGGAUAGUUAGUUCGAAAGACACUCAAACAGCCAUUUGAGAGUCUUUCAUUUCACACAAGUUGGUGAACGAUAUAAUAAAUAUUUUAAUUUAAUUAUGUGGUAUGAUAAUGUAUAUAGAUCUUUACCAUUAUUUCAUUUUUUAAAGUGCUAAAACUUGUAGAAUUAGAUGCUAUUUGAUAUUAAUUAUUUGAGUCAUCUUAUUUAAAAUAGGUCUAUUUUAUUAUGCAUAUACAUAUUACUAAUACAUUUACUGUGAAAGAUUAUGACACUGUAGCUAUUAUUACGUUCUGUUUCAGAAGUUGUUUGCAUCAGCCAUUGCAAACGGCUUGAUACUGGUAUAUACAUAGAUUACUAAUAAAGUUUUU